Protopterus annectens (West African lungfish) is the source of this 528-nucleotide messenger RNA. Its product is annotated as zinc-binding protein A33-like. The record is from RefSeq and is a predicted model, not a curated record. Bases 136 to 528 code for a protein of 130 amino acids. The transcript is spliced from 4 exons. NCBI's taxonomy places the organism in Eukaryota, Metazoa, Chordata, Ceratodontiformes, Protopteridae.
CUCUUCCAGAAAAAAGCCCAGGGUUUUAAGCAGCACAUUAAAUCAGAGUUUGCCAUACUGCACCAGUUUCUGCAGGACAAGGAACAGCAGCUGAUUCAACAGCUUGAGAAUGAAACAACAACAAUUAUUGGAAGGAUGAAGGAAAACCUGCAGAAAAUUGAGGAGAAGACUGAAACCAUUCAGAAGCAGAUAUCAGACAUUCAGUCAAAACUGCAGCAGGAGGACCCUCUUCUUUUUCUCACAGGCAUCAAGAAUGAAAUAGAAAGGACCAUGAAAGGACAGGAAAAAGAAGACAGAAUUCAUGUUGAAUUGGUUUCCGAGAACCUGAGUCCUGGGGUAUACAAAGGUCCCCUACAGUACUGUCUUUGGAAGAAAAUGCUGUCUGUUGUCAACCCUGAGCUUGUCACUUUAAAGCAAGAAGUGGAACAGCUACAAUAUCAACUAGUGACCGAAUUCACAGAAACCAAGAACGUACAACGUUUGCAACAGCUACAAGAUUCCUUGCUUAAAGAGGAGGAGAAACUCUGA